UCAGAAAGAACAUUCAAAAUGCAGACAGGGGACAGGACAGAGCAUAUGUAAAAUCGUUUUGAAAAAAAUGAUAUUUUUUAAAAUUUUCAAAUUUCCCGCCGCCGCCGCCCGUACGUCCCGACGUCACAGGGACCGGAACACAGGAGUCGGAUGCCGGCAUCAGCCGGAGGAGAUGGCCAGAGACGCUGCAGGGGACACAUCGCGGGAGCGAAGGACAAGGUAAGCUCUGCAGGGACUCCCUAUGCAGCGCCGCAUGGUAAGCCCGAGUGUAGCUCUGGGUUACCGCUUUUGGUACAGACAU
Staurois parvus is the source of this 301-nucleotide messenger RNA. The record is from the annotation of a GenBank genome assembly. Lineage: Eukaryota; Metazoa; Chordata; Amphibia; Anura; Ranidae.